Molecule: messenger RNA, 414 nt
Organism: Exophiala spinifera
Lineage: Eukaryota; Fungi; Ascomycota; Eurotiomycetes; Chaetothyriales; Herpotrichiellaceae
Exons: 2
Coding region: 1-414 (137 amino acids)
Biological process (GO): mitochondrial respiratory chain complex III assembly
Cellular component (GO): mitochondrion; Cbp3p-Cbp6 complex
Molecular function (GO): ribosome binding
Source: RefSeq, a predicted model, not a curated record
AUGGCAGCGAAUCAGUCGGUGGUGCUGAAGCACUGGGCGCGCAUCAUCAAGCACUGGCCGGUGGACAAAGUACGCCCAGAACAUGUUGCUUUUCAGAGGGUUAUGCAAAAUCGCCUGAACAAGAUCGGCUCUUCAACCGCAGCUGCAGAUAAUGCCAAAGCAGAUGGAGCUCUAGUCACACCUGUUGAACCUCCCCACUCGAAUGCUCAACACGAAAUGAGACAAAUAAAUGCUCUCUACAGCCUCCUUGAAGAUCGAUAUGCCAAAGAAUUCCCCAUACCCAUCAAGGUCCGCCAUCCUGCUAGCCAACCUACAUACUAUGAAGAUCUGAUAAAGGAGAUGGGCGAGGCUCCCACCCGGACAUGGCUCGCAUCGACUUGGAACAGAAUUAGAGGCAUGCUUCGAUUCUCCUGA